Penicillium antarcticum is the source of this 3102-nucleotide messenger RNA. Its product is annotated as putative nonsense-mediated mRNA decay protein (Nmd5). The transcript is spliced from 8 exons. The coding region runs from base 1 to 3102 and encodes 1033 amino acids. Gene Ontology annotation, biological process: protein import into nucleus. Gene Ontology annotation, molecular function: small GTPase binding. Gene Ontology annotation, cellular component: cytosol; nuclear envelope. Lineage: Eukaryota; Fungi; Ascomycota; Eurotiomycetes; Eurotiales; Aspergillaceae. The record is from RefSeq and is a predicted model, not a curated record.
AUGGAUGUCACAGCCCUCCGAGACCGCAUUCAGUCUACUCUAGACGCGAAUGCAGACAUUCGUACCCAGGCGGAGCAGGAUCUGAAAUAUGCCGAGACACAGCCAGGGUUUAUCAAUGCACUCCUGGAUAUCCUGCAAGGCGAGCAGAACAAUGCUGUUCAGCUCUCUGCUGGUGUGUAUCUGAAGAACCGUAUCACCCGUGGAUGGGCCCCCGUCGAAGAUAGUCCACAGCGUACGCCAAUUCCCGAGGCCGAGAAGCCCGGUUUCAGGGAACGCCUGAUCCCUGCCCUGGCGUCUACACCCCCCAAUGUUCGCAACCAGCUGGUUCCCCUUUUGCAGAAGAUCCUGCAAAACGACUUCCCUGAGCAGUGGCCCGGAUUCCUGGACCUUACUCUUCAGCUCCUCGGCACCAAUGACGCAAGUACGGUAUUCAAGGCUGGCGAGAAGAGGGAGGAGUUUGACAAGAUUGUGGAGCACUCGUUCCCCCAGCUGCUCAGCAUUGGAUCGAAGCUCGUGGAUGAGGAGAGUUUGGAGGCCGCGGAGAUGCUCCGCAUUGUGGUCAAGGCCUUCAAACAUGCAAUCUACUUCGAGCUCUCCCCUUGUUUACAAACCCACCAGGCCACCGUGGACUGGUGCACACUAUUCCUGCGAAUCGUCUCGAAAACACCCCCCGCGAACGCUAUGGGAGAGUCCAAGGAAGAGCGGGAAAUGAACCACUGGUGGAAGUGCAAGAAGUGGUCCUACGCCAACCUAAACCGUCUAUUUAUCAGAUACGGCAACCCAACUACAAUCACAAAGUCUUCCACUCCCGACUACACACCGUACGCGAAGACCUUUAUCAGCACAUUCGCCCCCGAAAUCCUCAAGGGAUACUUGACGGAGAUCGAUAAGUGGGUUUCCAAGUCGCAAUGGCUCAGCAACUGCGCCCUUUCAUAUACCCUGGUCUUUAUGGAGGAGUGUGUCAAGCCUAAGGCCAUGUGGGACCACCUGAAGCCGCACAUGGACAAUCUUAUCGCCCAUUUCGUCUUCCCCAUCCUCUGCCAAUCUGAUGAGGAUAUUGAGCUUUUCGAAGAUGAUCCUUCUGAAUAUCUCCAUCGCAAGUUGAACUUCUACGAGGAAGUGUCUGCUCCUGAUGUCGCCGCUACCAACUUCCUGGUCUCCUUGACCAAGAACCGCAAGAAGCAGACUUUCUCCAUCCUCACUUUUGUUAACAGCGUUGUCAGCAAGUAUGAGGCCGCACCAGAAGACCAGAAGCAGCCUCGUGAGAAGGAGGGUGCUUUGAGAAUGAUUGGUUCUUUGGCUUCGGUCAUCCUAGGCAAGAAGAGCCCCAUCGCGGAUCAGGUCGAGUACUUCUUCGUUCGUCACGUUUUCCCCGAGUUCCGCAGCCCCCACGGUUUCCUCCGCGCUCGUGCUUGCGAUACCCUGGAGAAAUUCGAGCAGCUUGACUUCAAAGACCCCAACAACCUGAUGGUCAUCUACCGCAACAUCCUCGAGUCUAUGACCGACCCCGAACUUCCCGUUCGUGUUGAGGCCGCCCUUGCUCUGCAGCCCCUUAUCCGUCACGAUGUUAUCCGCACAUCCAUGCAGCAGAACAUCCCCCAGAUUAUGCAGCAGCUUCUCAAGCUCGCUAACGAGGUCGAUGUUGACGCUCUAGCCAACGUCAUGGAGGACUUUGUUGAAGUCUUCUCCGCCGAGCUUACUCCCUUCGCCGUGGCCCUCAGUGAGCAGCUUCGCGAUACUUAUAUGCGUAUUGUUGGUGAGCUCCUGGAGCGCAAUGCCUCCAAGGGUGGUGAUGAGGAUGGCUACGGUGACUUCUUGGAUGACAAGAGCAUUACUGCGUUGGGUGUUCUGCAGACCAUUGGUACUCUCAUCCUCACACUCGAGAGCACCCCCGAUGUACUCCUGCACCUCGAAACUAUUUUGAUGCCUGUCAUCAGCAUCACCUUGGAGAACAAGCUAUAUGAUCUUUACAACGAGAUCUUCGAGAUUAUUGACAGUUGCACAUUCGCCUCCAAGACCAUUUCCGCUUCCAUGUGGCAAGCUUUCGAACUGAUUCACAAGACUUUCAAGGCUGGUGCCGAGCUCUACCUCGAGGAUAUGCUCCCCGCCCUUGACAACUACGUCGCCUACGGUUCCGAGAUGCUGGUCCAGAACCCUGCCUACCUCAACGCCGUGGUUGGUAUGGUUCAGGACAUCUUCGCCGACGAGAAGGUUGGUGGUGUUGACCGCAUUUGCGGCUGCAAACUUGCCGAGACCCUGAUGCUUAACCUCCGUGGACACAUUGACCAGUACAUCCCGCUCUUCAUUGAGAUGGCUAUGCGGGUCAUUGAUGCCGGCGAGGCUCGUACCAAGUCUUACCGCAUUCACCUUAUGGAGAUGGUCAUCAACGCUAUUUACUAUAACUCCGCUCUCAGUCUUCAGGUUCUGGAGGCCAAGGGCUGGACCAACAAGUUCUUCAGUGCUUGGUUCGCCAACAUCGAUAACUUCCGCCGUGUGCACGACAAGAAACUGUCGAUUGCCGCCAUCAGCUCGCUUCUGACCCUCCCGGCCGGUGACGUUCCCGUCAGCGUCCAGCAAGGGUGGCCAAGGCUGUUGCAGGGCGUGACGCGGCUUUUCCAGACCUUGCCUGCUGCAUUGAAGCAACGUGAGGAUGCCACCAAGGAAUCUGACUUCACUCUGGACGAUGAGGAUGAUGACGAUGACGAGGAGAAUGACUGGGAUGGAGAUGUUGAGUGGGACGAAACCGAAGUUGAAGCCGCCCUUGACGAUGAUGUCGCCGACGAGAGCGCCGCCUACCUCGACUUCCUCAACCAAGAGGCACAGAAGUUCGGCUCCUUUGCCGACGAUGAUGACGAUGAUAUGGACGAGGAAAGCUUGCUGGAGACCCCUCUGGACAAGGUUGAGCCAUAUGGCAUGUUCAAGCAUGUCUUGCUGAACCUCCAACAAGAGCAGCCCCAGCUCUAUGAGAGCCUGACCAAGGUCCUCGGCCCCGAAGAGCAACAGAUCAUCCAAGGCGUCUUCCACGAAGCCGACGCCAAGGCCAUGGCCGCCGCCGCCAAUGCCGAGGCCGCCGCUGCAGCGGGCAUGCAGAACGGCAACUAA